Messenger RNA from Oldenlandia corymbosa var. corymbosa, 456 nucleotides. The record is from the annotation of a GenBank genome assembly. Lineage: Eukaryota; Viridiplantae; Streptophyta; Magnoliopsida; Gentianales; Rubiaceae.
AUGCAUAACGUUUUGUGCUUCUUACUCUUAAUUACUGUCACUAUUUUGGGCGUUUGGACUUCUCCAGCUUCGACUCGAGCCCUCAUUGAUAAUCAUACUCAAACCAUUUCAGAAAGGCAUGAAGCAUGGAUGUCUGAACAUGGCAAAGUUUAUGUCGAUGAAGCGGAGAAGGCUAAACGCUUCCGGAUUUUCAAAGAAAACGUGGAACGGAUCGAGGUGUUUAAUUUUCAUAGUGAACACAAUACUUAUAAGCUAGCUGUGAAUCAAUUUGCGGACUUAACUGCCGAUGAAUUUCGUGCCAUACGAAAUGGUUAUAAGGAACCCAAUCCGUUGUCUACCUCAAAUGAAGCUACAUCUUUUAAGUAUACAAAUGUUAGUGCAAUUCCACCAAGUAUUGAUUGGAGAACCAAAGGCGCUGUUACUCCCAUCAAGGAACAAGGACCUUGUGGUAAUUAA